Molecule: messenger RNA, 1736 nt
Organism: Aspergillus calidoustus
Lineage: Eukaryota; Fungi; Ascomycota; Eurotiomycetes; Eurotiales; Aspergillaceae
Source: the annotation of a GenBank genome assembly
UACUUGUGCUACGGCAGUUGAGGAAGAAUUUUUGGCCCAAUCUUUAGUCUGAUGCGGCUUCCCCAACUGAAAAGACAUUGGUCAAUCCCGUGAUAUUCAGCAAGCUGCUACUGACGGGAACCUUGACCCUGUCAUAUUACGCCGCCCAAAGAAUGCCAAAUAACCCUGUCAGUGUCACUCAAGGCGCCGUAAUAAGAGGCGAAAGCCAGGCUGCAUCACACAAACACAUGCAGACGAAACCUUCAGCCUUCCGCACCGCCAGAUUCGACCCGUACCUGCUUCUAUGAAGUAUUUCUUAUGAUAGGCAAUCUGAGGUACUUUGCAUUGUAUCUUUUGCGCCUGCAGCACCUAGACCGAUCUAGAAUUGACCGCUUGACGCCAUUGGUAAAUCAUGACUGGACGUGAGUUUCCUGAGUCUGCACCAGAUUUCCAUCUUCGCCACGCAGGAAGUUCAAAGGUCACAGCCGACGGGCAAUUUAUGCCGUCUCUGAUUACUUAUGAGGCGUUCUCCAGUGACGAUAGCAUGAUGGGAAGCGAAAAAGUGAAUACAGAAUUUGGCUCUCCCCUGUUGCUAGAUGCCUGUUGUUUCAUAGGGACUGGAACUGUAUACGUUCGAAUGUCAGCCAUGAACCCUUGUUGAAAGCAAAACAAGAUCCCAACCUCCUCACGCAUUGAGUACAAGGAUGACAUCCGCGGGAAGGCCAGGUAUGGGUGGAGAGCACUCCUCCGAUUUAUCCAUCGCUACGUUUUCCUAUUCCCUCCCGGUUGCUGGCAGCUUCCGCGCAGUCAAUAAUCCGGGAAGCGAAUCGGCAGGCAGAGGAAUAUGCUGAUGCGACGAUAUCCCCCCCUAUGGCAAGGAACAGGCAUUUUCAACCCUCAAACACUAUAGAAACUUAAAACAGGCCUCCCAAUGCUCGUUGUGCAACCUUCAUAUAGAAUGCGAGGUGCGUAACUAUGGAACUGUCCACGUGUUCGUGUUGCUUGCAUUGGACACCGACUUUAACUUUGAAGCUGCACUUUCUGGUUUCAUUUACCUAAGGUGAGUGGUGUAUCGUAUCUGUUUCUUCAUUUUUGCCAGACCGCUCCAAACCUCAAACGGGGUGAUUAGGGGGUGAGAAUGCGAUUGGGUGAUGGAGGCGUGUCUCCUUGAGAAGUCAGUCGAAAGCAUGAGACGGUAUGGGUCUUUGAGGUGUUUCUGAACGACACCCGAUAUGUCUAACUCGCGAUCAUGAUUCAAGGCCCGUGCACAUAGCUCGGACGUAAGCAUAUCGAUGAGGCCCAGCAACAUAAACAGCUGCGGAAAUAAUGCCAGCCUGCGAAUCUAAAGAAGGCGCCAGUUUUUGGGGCCCUUAAGCUGUAGUGUGCCCUAACAGAGAGUGGGAUAUCCUGUAUACAACUUGAACGCCGAGCUCGACACUAGGAGUCUUUCUCGAAAGGUCCACACGCUACUUUUACCUCAGUCGGUUGCCUGAUUGGAAGCUGCAAAUGCUCUGUGUUGACCAACCAUACACCCCGGUUCAAAGUUUAUUCCUGCAAUAAAGCUCUCCAGCGCCUGGUAGCACAGGGUGGAAUCCGCAAGCUUGUGUGACCACGGUGCCGCGAGAAAAACCGUCCGAUAGUGCAUGAUGCAGAGGCGUUGGUCCUUCAUAGGCAGAAGAUUUGUAGCCCUGCUGCGCCUCAGGAAUGGUCUUGUUGUAUGUGGCCGGAGCCUGCCGGCAACAAGCGCUCUGUCUGAC